AUGCCCCCCUCUUCUGAGCUUCCCUAUACUAGUGAUUUCAGGGGUGGGACUUCUGCAGUCAGUAGGAGGGCUUGAAUGAAUGCAGUGAGAAGCAUCCUCUCUGCCUCCCAAAAUACCUAGGCAUCCCUGUGGAUGUGCUCUACAAUUCAGCCCCAAAGUCUCUAGGAUGCACAUAUGAGGAGCAGGGUCCCCAGGACUGAUCAGGACAUCUCUGGGAUCUGCUCCAAACAUGGGUGUUUACAGGAGAGCAGCUUGUCCUAGGGACAGAAAUCACAUGUAAGGAGCCAGAAGCAUCUUAGAUCAUUCCUGCAGCAAACUCUAAGCAAGGUAGAAACUAAAUACAUGACAUGGAGGGUAAAAUGAUUGACUAUCGCAUUAGUGUCAUCACAAGCCCGCCUGGAUGGGAAAUAGGAAUAUACAUUGCUGGCGCGCUGACUUUACUUGGGGUAGUGGGUCUCCAUUUAUGGAAGCUGUACAAAUCAGGCAGCUACCCAUCUCCUUCUCCGUUCCCCAACUACGAUUAUCGAUAUCUGAAGCAAAAAUAUGGCGCAUCAUACUCAGAGGUGAAGAAGAAGAGAGCCUUCCAGAGCAAUGCAGCAAUGGCAAAUCUCAGUGACACCUAUGAAAGCGUUAAUGAAUUUGGUCCAAUGGAAUUGAUCAACAGGGAUAUGGAAAUGUCUCCCUAUGGGAUGUUGAAGAAAUCCGUCUCUACUGAUUCCCUCAGCUCUAUCUCUUCCAUUGGAAAUAAUUUUGGCUCAGACUUUACUGUGGGGCAGAUUGAAGUUACUAUGGACUAUGAUGUGAAUUCCAACACAUUACAUGUCUCUUUAAUACAAGGAAAAGAUCUGCUGGAGAAAAAAGAAGAUGGCAACUUUGAGUCUUGCUUUGUGCACAUCAGCCUGCUCCCAGAUGAACAAAUUGUUGGCAUUUCCAGAAUACAGAGAAAUGCAUAUUCGGUUUUAUUUGAUGAAAAGUUUUCCAUUCCCCUCGAUCCGUUGGCGCUAGAAGAAAACAGCCUGAGGUUUUCUAUUUUGGCAAUAGAUGGGGAUGAAAGGAAUGUGAGCACGGGAGUGGCUGAGCUGAAGUUAUCAGACCUGGAUUUGACUGUGCGACCUUUCAAUACAUGGAUAUACCUCCAAGACGUCAAUAAGGCCUCAGAUGCUGUAGGAGAAAUUCUGCUGUCUCUCAGUUUCCUUCCUACCGCUGAACGUCUUACAGUGGUGGUAGUGAAAGCAAAGAACCUACAGUGGACAGAAGGGAAGUCAACAGCAGACCCAUUUGUGAAAGUGUACCUACUGCAAGAAGGCAGAAAGAUCAGCAAGAAAAAGACGGCUGUGAAGCGAGAUGACAGAAAUCCGGUUUUUAAUGAAGCCAUGAUAUUCUCUGUACCAGCCAUAGUCCUGCAGGACCUAUCGUUGAGGAUUACAGUGGCGGAAUGCUGUGAUGAUGGAAGGGCAGAGAAUAUUGGACAUGUGAUCAUUGGUCCAUCAGUUAGUGGGAUGGGCAUGACUCACUGGAACCAAAUGUUAGCUACACUAAGAAAACCUGUGUCCAUGUGGCAUCAGUUACGGAGAAAUUAAGAAAGUCGGGAGCCCUGAUUUGUCAAGGAGUGCAAAUGAACACAAGACUAGAGGGGCAUUUGCUCAAAAUGUACACUGGUAAACAUAUCAAUAUACAGAACCUUUUGUGUAGAUAUUGUGCAUGGCACCAACACGUUCCUAUGACUUGUAAUAUUUCAAGCAGGUGACACCUGCUGCGUUUAUGAUUUGUUUUGUGAAAUUGUUUCCAGGGAUUAUAUAAAGACAGACUGCGUAUAGCAAAAUAUAUUAUUAUUGCUUUUAAGCGUUAUUGCCAAACAAUGAUAUGCUUUGCUGCACAAGCUAUAUUAAUGCCAGUUAUUAACCACAGCUAUCUAAUGGACACAGGGGUAUAAUAGCUACGCUAACUACAACACUUAGGGGAGAGCUGUCCACCAAUGGGAUAGUAACUACCCUUGACCAAAGCCAUAAAUACAUGUACUGACGGAAUAAUGUACUUACUUUUACUAUAAUAAAUAUCCAUCUGAACAAAUACAUUAUUGAAAUCCGUGUUGGGAUGCAUUCACUUAGAGAUUUUGCCCUGCCCAAAUGGGAGGUUGCAAUGGACAGGGAUGGCUUCGAGAAGGGACCCGGCUCAAACGGCGCUGACCCACCACGACAAGGUAUGAAGAAUAAAAGAGGA
Molecule: messenger RNA, 2220 nt
Organism: Hyla sarda
Lineage: Eukaryota; Metazoa; Chordata; Amphibia; Anura; Hylidae
Gene: SYT12
Product: synaptotagmin 12
Exons: 8
Coding region: 348-1580 (410 amino acids)
Biological process (GO): regulation of dopamine secretion; regulation of calcium ion-dependent exocytosis; cellular response to calcium ion
Molecular function (GO): calcium ion binding; clathrin binding; calcium-dependent phospholipid binding
Source: RefSeq, a predicted model, not a curated record